This is a messenger RNA of Acipenser ruthenus (sterlet), 2424 nucleotides long. RefSeq names its product small integral membrane protein 19. Bases 103 to 420 code for a protein of 105 amino acids. NCBI's taxonomy places the organism in Eukaryota, Metazoa, Chordata, Actinopteri, Acipenseriformes, Acipenseridae. The transcript has 3 exons. The record is from RefSeq and is a predicted model, not a curated record.
AGGUUCUUCUUGCCUUCCUAGCUCGUUGGUAAAGCGUGAACGUACCCAUUAUUUACAUAACAAGGUGCUCGUUUAAUUGUAAUAAAUAUUAAAAUUAUCAAUAUGACCGGUUACGGAGUGAUGGCCGAUGAAGGAACUAUUGAUUACUCUGUUCACGAAGCAUGGAAUGAAGCUACAAAUGUAUACCUCUUGGUUAUUCUCGUCAGCUUUGGACUCCUCAUGUAUGCCAGAAAAAACAAAAGGAAGAUCAUGAGGAUUUUCACAGUGCCACCUACGGUUGAAUCGACACCAGAGCCUAACUUUUAUGACAGCAUUCAGAAAGUUCGAUUACGGCAACAAUUAGAAAUGUACUCCAUUGCAAGGAAACAUGAUCAGCAGCAGCAACAGCAGUCAGACAGUGUGCAGCUGUCCAUGGAGUAAACAUUGUGCAAUGUUCUGCAGCAUUAAACUGUAUUCCUGUGCAAUAUAGUGUUUUAUUUAUUCAAUAUUAUGGUGGACUGAAGAAGAUUCUGUUGUAAUUUGGUACAAAGGAAUCGUAAAUUCUGUUUUCAAAGUGUAAAGUAUGGUACUGUAUUUUUGCUAUACCCCAGUUUGAAUUUCUGCCUAUUUAAAACAUACCAUUUCAGCAUCGGUGUCUAACGCAGCUUUCAUUACCUGUUACCUGAUAACUGACCGUGAUGACAGGUGCCUGGAGUUGAAGGUGAAGGUACUUAAUGAAAAGCAAGGUUAGUUAUCUAGAUGUAAUGGCCACUGCCAAGGAUAGUAAUGCUAUUAUAAUGUGUAGGAAGAAAUUAAAAACAUGUUUUUAGGUUACAUUUUGGACUGGGUCGCUGUUUAAGGGCAAGGCUGUAAAUAACGUUAGUUUUGAUGUGUUUUGGACGACAAGUUCAAAUAGAGAUACACAUAUGUGAGUUUGCUAUACAUAUCUCUUUGAAUUUUGUUUCUGUGAAUGGUAAUCAAAACAUUAAGAAAAGCUACCUGUAGGUGGACUGAUGUGAGAAACAUGGCAUUCAGAUACAAGGGACAGUAAUGGUACCUGCAUGGCUCCAUCCUAUGCAAACCUAUUCAUGGGAAAACUAGAAAUCAAGACAUAAACCUUUGGUUUGGUGGCAAUAAAUGGAUAUCUUUUGUGAUUUGCAUCUCCUUAUUCCAACCUGACCAUUUCUAAGAAAAACAUAUACAGCAAUGCCACAAUUUUAUUAUAGAUUUUAACUCCAGUGUGCAAUCUGUGCAUUUUUUUUUGCGAAAGGAGAAAAGGUGUUUUUUUUAUUUUUUAUUUAUUUUUUUAAAUUUAGUCGUCGCCAAUUAUUUUACCCCGAUUUUCACCCCAAUUUAGCAUGCCCAAUUAUUAUCUGUAUCCCCGGCUCACCGCUCACAACCCCCGCGCCGACUCGGGAAACGGAGGCUGGAACACGCAUCCUCCGAAACGUGCUCCUGCCAAGCCGUCAUUUUUCGCACUGCAGAUCCACAGCAAUGCCACCAGACCUAUAGUGCCGGAGGACAACACAGAUCUGGUGGCUCCGCUGCAGAGCCACAGGCGCCCUAUCGGCCACAGGGGUCGCUGAUGCGCGGUGAGCCGUGUAUUCCCCUGCCGACCUAAGCCCUCCCUACCCGGGCAGCGCUCAGCCAAUUGUGCGCCGCCCCCUAGGAACUCCCGGUCACGGUCAGCUGUGACAUAGCCUGGAUUUGAACCUGCGAUCUCCAGGCUAUAGAGCCCAUCCUGCGCAGAGCGCCUUUACUGGAUGCGCCACUCGGGAGCCGGAGAAAAGGUGUUUAGUCCACCCAAGUUGUGCUUUAGUUUUGUAACAGAACUAGCGUGUUUUUCUUUCACAAAUGAACCAUGACUUUGGUCAGAUUUAUCGGAUUCUGUCGGUCCAUCCAUCCAUCCAUAUGCACGUACCACUUAUAUUUUUGCAUUCAUCUGGAGAAUAACUUAUACAAUUAAACAUGUCAUUGUUAUUCUAUGCUAUUCUAGGUUGAUAUAUGUCAUGGUUAUCAAUUUGCUCUAAUUUUGAAUUUACAGCCCUAGUGAUAAAUGUUACUGACAUACUUGUUUUAAUUUACACCUACUUCAAACAUGCCAACUGCUAAGAUUUGGUCGUAGCAGCUAUUAUUUUCGAGGUUCUGCUACGGCGCUACGUCAAAGGGGUAUAAUACUACGAUUGUUAUGUGUGGGCCAGUGGUUAAAGAAAAGGGCUUGUAACCAGGAGGUCCCCGGUUCAAAUCUCACCUCAGCCACUGACUCAUUGUGUGACCCUGAGCAAGUCACUUAACCUCCUUGUGCUCCGUCUUUCAGGUGAGACGUAGUUGUAAGUGGCUCUGCAGCUGAUACAUAGUUCACACACCCUGGUCUCUGUAAGUCGCCUUGGAUAAAGGCGUCUGCUAAAUAAACAAAUAAUAAUAAAUAAAUAGAUGAUGGAUACA